GUGUUAUUGGUGCUGCACAGGGUGCUGAUGAUCAGCUGAUGUGUUGGUAGUGCAGUACUGAUUACACUCGGUUAUUAAUCUGAUCUUUAGCCUUUAGAACCGUCCAGAACCCGCGGCUCCGGUUCUGAUCGGCUCCGGUUCUGAUCGGUGUGUGUGAGCGGGGUGUGAGCGGAGAGCUGUGCGGUAGAGAGAUGCAGGCUGCGGGCGGAGUGCGGCUGCUGGCGCUGGGCUGUGUUCUGGUGCUCUCAGCGCAGCUCGCCGAGAGUAAGAACUCUGAAGACAUACGAUGCAAGUGUAUCUGCCCACCUUACAAAGAGAUCGAAGGACAGAUCUACAAUCAGAACGUUUCACUGAAGGAUUGUAACUGCCUGCAUGUUGUGGAGCCGAUGCCGGUGGAGGGGAAGGAUGUGGAGGCGUACUGUUUGCGCUGUGAAUGCAAAUACGAGGAGAGAAGUUCUGGAACCAUUAAAGGGACGAUUAUAAUCUACCUGUCUGUUCUGGGGCUGCUCCUGCUCUACAUGGUGUAUCUGACUCUGCUGGAGCCCAUACUGAAGAGACGCCUGUUCGGACACUCUCAGCUCAUCCAGAACGAUGAUGAUGUUGGGGACCAGCAGCCGUUUGCGAAUGCCCAUGACGUGCUGUCGCGCUCGCGCUCUCGUCCCAACGUUCUGAAUAAAGUGGAGCAUGCUCAGCAGCGCUGGAGGAGGCAGGUCCAGGAACAGCGCAAGUCUGUGUUCGACCGGCACGUGGUGCUAAGCUAAAAACGGAAAACUACGGAAAACUCCUGGACUUUACCAUACGGGGCUCAGUCUGUCGCUGUGCUGCCGAAAACUGGGUCUACACCUGUCCAAUCCCAAUAAUAAGCCCCGCCCACUACCCCAUAACCCCACCCACUACCCCCAUAACCCCGUUCCAGUGCAGUGCCCGUGUUUAACCCCUGCGUUCGUCGGUCUGUCCCGUGUUUCUCUGUAGGCGUCUGAUGAGCUGCAGUGGGCGUCGCUGCACCACUGAUGAUUCACUGCGUGAUCGUCAUGUUCAUCUCUCAUGAUUUCUGAAUGAUUGCGUCCAAUUCUGCCACUUCAUAUUUAUAUCAUUUAAUUUAAGAUUAGUUUUACUUGACGGAGGAUUUAAUAUGCAUGAAAUUUAAUGCUGCGUUCCGUUUAUCUCGGAUUUCUGAGCUAAAAAUGAUGUUUGAGAUACAAAUCCCAUCACUUAAACCCCUUCAGGACUUCAGGAGAUGGUCUGAGAUGCAUUUAAAACAGAUACAAAUCCAAAUCGAUCACAUAAACCACUUUUAAAAUGGGUUUGAGACACAUUUAGAACCUAUACAGAUAUGGACCACUUCAAGAGGUGGUUUGAGACACGUUCAAAAUAGACAUUGAUUUGAUCACUCAAACCACUUUAGAAGGUGAUCUAAAACACAUUUAAAAAGGAUACAAAUACAAAACGAUUACUCAAACCAGUUCUGACGUUAGUUUGAGACCAAUUUCAAACAAAUAAAAAUCCAAAAUGAUUACUUAAACCACUUCAGGUGGUUGUCUGAGACGCAUUUAAUAAACUGUUACAGAUUCGAUUACUCAAACUACUCUAAAGAUGGUCUGAGACACAGUUAAAACUUAAACAAAUCCAAAACGAUCAUUUGAACCACUGUAGAAGGUGGUCUUAGGCAGAUUUAAAGCAGAUACAGAUCCGACACAUUCAAAACUUAAACAAAUCAAAAACGAUCGCUUAAACCACUUCAGGAGGUGGUCUAAGACGCAUUUAAAGCAGAAAUAAAACCAAAAUGAUUACUUGAACCACUUUAAGAGUUGGUUUGAGACACUUUCAAAACAGAUAUUGAUUUGAUCACGCAAACCACUGAAGGAGGUGGUCUGAGACACACUCGAAGCAGAUUCAAAUCCCAUCAAUUUAAACCCCUUUAGGAGGUGGUCUGAGAUGCAUUUAAAAAAAACUGAUACUGGUUCGAUUACUCAAACUACUUUGGUUACUCGAACAUACAGCUCUGUAAAAAAAAUAAUAAGACAUCACUUCAGUUUCUGAAUCAGUUUCUCUGAUUUUGCUAUUUAUAGGUUUAUGUUUGAGUAAAAUGAACAUUGUUGUUUUAUUCUAUAAACUACAGACAACAUUUCUCCCAAAUUCCAAAUGUUGUCAUGCAUCUUGGCAUCAUGUUCUCCUCCACCAGUCUUACACACUGCUUUUGGAUAACUUUAUGCUGCUUUACUCCUGGUGUAAAAAUUCAAGCAGUUCAGUUUGGUGGUUUGAUGGUUUGUGAUCAUCCAUCUUCCUCUUGAUUAUAUUCCAGAGGUUUUACAUUUACUAAAAUCAAAGAAAGCUCAGUGGCUCAAUAUGAACUCAUUCACUCAUUAGCGCCCUCUGGUGACCAAGCAAACCUAAAAUAGAUUCCUACACUUGUAUUCUUCUCUCUAUUAGGGUUCUCCUGAUGUUUCUAAAGUGAUCAGAGAUAUUUAAACACUUCUAGAUUAAUAGUCUGAUAUCCGAGUUUAAAGGAAACGCAGUGUUGGUGUUCCUCCUCCGUAAACAGAACAGUUUACUCCUGAUGCAGAUCAGUCACAGAUAAACGCCGAGGUAGAAGUGCCAAUUUCUAUACGAGCUGAUGAUACGAGUUCCUUUCACAGUCGAGAUUUAUCGCUUUAAUCUGAAUUCUCACACUGAAACAUGCUUUAUUAUAUCAGUGAGCACUGCGGGUCAUUUUUGAAGAUGAUGAUUAUGAUGAUGAUUCUUUGUAUACAGAAAUGUUUUCUAUUGUUCAUCACACUCCCUGAUCUCCAUUGAUUUUUUUUUUUUUUUAAACAUUGGUACCACUUUAAAAUAAGACUACCUUUAUAAAGGGGUUAUGAAUGGUUUAUAAAUGAGAUUAUUAAUGGUUAUUAAUUAGGCUGCAAAUACUUUAAAACUCAUUAAUAAGCAGUUAAUAGUGAUUCUACACUAAUUUCUACUGUCAAACCCCAGAUAUCUCUAGAUACUGAUCUUACUUUGUGUUUUCCAUCAAUCAGCAUAAAACCUGCCGUAUUAAUAUAUUUGUAAAUAUGUUUAACGAUUUAGUAUAAAUUAAAUGAACUAAUGAUUGAAUUUAAUGACUCUAAGCAAACAACGGAUCACUGUUGCCUUUUUAAUUGAUGUGUUGUAACUGUUAAUCAAUGGUUUUAAGGCAUUUACAACCUAAUCAAUAAUGACACUUUAUAAUCUAGUUUAUAAACCAUUUAUAAACCAUUUGUAAAAUUAGUCUUAUUUUGGUAACACUUUAUGAUACCAAUUUAAAAUAAGACUAUCUUUAUAAAGGGUUUAUAAACGGUUUACAAUGAUUUUAUAAAUGGCUACUAAUUAUGUUGUAAAUGCCUUAAACAUUCAUCAUUAAUAAUCAGUUAUAACACAUACGUAGAAAGGGCAACAAUGACCUGUUGUUUGCCAAAUAGUGAACUAUAUUACAUAGCCAUCUAUAUUGUUGCCCUUUCUAUGUAUGUGUUAUAACUGAUUAUUAAUGAUUUUUAAGGCAUUUACAACCUAAUUUAGUAAACAUUUAUAAACUAAUUGUAAACCAUUUAUAAACCCUUUACAAGGGUAUUCUUAUUUUUGGUAACACUAUUUUAUGUACCACACAAAUUAGGUGCUUAUUAAUGUCUUAUUAUUUGCUUAAUAAAGCCUUAAUUAGACAUUUGUAAAUUAUUUAUUCACUACUUAUUAUUAGGCUUUAUUCUGUGAUAUUAAGUGUUAUUGGUGCUUAAUUAGGGGUCUUAUGUGGAAAUGAUUAAUAAUAACUGUAUUAGUUCUUAUAGAGCAUAAUAAACAGUUAUCUUAUGUUGGAACCCUGUUAAUCAGAUUAGAUUAUUAAGCAUUAACUAUUAGCUAAUUCUACAUGUUAUAUGUUCUACAAGUUAUAUAUAUAGAAUAAAGGAGUUUAUUAAGAGUUAAUAAGGGGUUAAUAAGUCACUAAUACACCAAGAUGUGCACCAUAUUCUAAAAUGAGCUUCUGUUCAUCACUAAUUACACACUAAAAAACACUGAAUAAAUAUAUAUUUAAUCAAUCACAGACCCCUAAUUAAGCACCAAUAGCACUUUAUAACACACAAUAAAGCCUAAUGAAGUGAAAUGAAAUGAAAGUAGUGAAUAAAUCAUUUACAAAUGUCACAAAUUAAGUAUUUAUUAAGCAAAUAAUAAGACAUUAAUAAGCGCCUAAUUUGUGUUCCUUGAAAUAAAGUGUUACCCUUAUUUUAAAGUGGUACCAAAACAUUUGUUAGCUUGUACAUAAAUAUAUAUAAAAAACAUAAGAAUCAAGUUGAUCGCUUUUAAAAAAUCGCUGUUAACAAAUCACACUUAUAUUACUUUUUUUUUCAGAUGUUAUGUCUUUUUGUCCACUUUCAGAAUCCAGUCUAAUCCAGCUCUAUCCGGACGGGAUUAUUUUUUGAUAGUUUCUCAGGGGGACGUCUGUGAAAAAAAAUAUUUCACACUUCUACUCUUUAGUGAUAAAACUCCUGUAUCUGGACUGCAAUUAAAAAAACAGGAGGAUCAGUGAGUUUUUUCAAGGCUUUCUCUGUCACAUGACCUCAUCGCAGAGUUCAGUAGCUCCUCCAUUUCCACUCUCUGUUUUCUUUUUUUUUUUUUUUUUACGUGGAUCUCCGUGGAAACCGUGGUGCACCCAAAUUACGUAAUUACGGUGCGCAAGCAGUGGACAAAUAGCUAUUUUAUUAAAUACGAGGAGACUAAACUCUAAACUAAAAUAAACUAAAAUUACUGGAGGAGCACAGAGUUCAGAGAAAAACACUAGAUAAUUCAGUAAUCCUGUAAUUUUCUCAGAGGACAUCUGAGAAAAACACCUACAUGAUCGUUCUGGACAGGAAUAAAAUCACAGAAGAUAAAAAACCCCAUAAAAAAAGAAAACUACCUUAAAAAUGACCUCCUGAGAAACUAAUCCCAUCCGGAUUAAGGCUUUAGUUUUUCUUGUGUCAGUUCGUUAAUUAACAAUAUUAAAAAUGUAAUCUAGAUUUUUCAUGUUUUGUAUAAUUUGAGUAAAACGUGUGCAGACUAAUAUGGAAGGACAGUAUUGCAUUAUCUGCGUUUUUGUUGAAGAAAAAAAAAAUGGGUUGUUUCACUCAAAUCAUGUAACUGUGUCUGAUUGGCUGUUGAGUUUGUAGAGGAAGGAGGAGUGUUUUGUGUUGUAUUGGUGGUACUUUCUAAUUUUCAAUACAGUUCUGUGUAAUUUA
Molecule: messenger RNA, 5219 nt
Organism: Astyanax mexicanus (Mexican tetra)
Lineage: Eukaryota; Metazoa; Chordata; Actinopteri; Characiformes; Acestrorhamphidae
Gene: tmem9b
Product: TMEM9 domain family, member B
Exons: 5
Coding region: 192-761 (189 amino acids)
Biological process (GO): positive regulation of canonical NF-kappaB signal transduction
Cellular component (GO): lysosomal membrane
Source: RefSeq, a predicted model, not a curated record